AUGUUUGUGGCUUUGAAAGUUGAGCUCUGCUGCAUAGCUGCAUGGGUUGGAGAUUUACCCGAAAAUCCUAGUGCUUUCCUAGCUGUCUCAUCUGACGAAGCAUUUAUUCCGAUCGACGAUGAACUUAGCAAAGCUUGCAAGCAGUUUCUCCACCGAGAGAGUUGUCGUUUCCAACUUGCAGAGAUCCAGCUCGUCCUUUCGACUGAUCCUAGAUUUUCUGCAAAUCAAUAUACCAGCAUGUUAAGGGAGAUUCACAGCCAUCUGAUCGAUAUGCUCAAGAAUAUAGGAGUUCCCAGCUCCUCAAAAACUGCUUUUGCCCAGCUUGUGAUACUUUUGGAUUGGAAGGGAAAUUUUGGAUUACUGGAAACACAGGACGCUAAGUGA
Molecule: messenger RNA, 384 nt
Organism: Penicillium malachiteum
Lineage: Eukaryota; Fungi; Ascomycota; Eurotiomycetes; Eurotiales; Aspergillaceae
Exons: 2
Coding region: 1-384 (127 amino acids)
Source: RefSeq, a predicted model, not a curated record